CCGCGCGGCCCCGCGCCCGGCGUCCCGCGGCGGAGAGGCGGCGGGCCGGGGGCAUGGGGUGCGCGCCGACUUGUUGCGGGAGCUGAGCUGGGUUUUUUUCUUUUUUUUUCUUUUUUUUUCCUGGCUUUUUUUUUUUUUUUUUUUUUUCUCUCAUUUCUUCCUCUCCUCCCCCGGCGAAAUUUGCUCCUCGGACCGCGGCCGGUUUUUCUCCACGCCCUUCCCUCCUCCUCCUCGCUGCCUGGAUCCAUCGCGGUUUCCCCCGGUCCGCAGCAUGGCCAAAGUGGCGGCGGAAAGUUGCGGGACGGCGCCGGCCGAGGACUUGUCCAAGGUGUCGGACGAAGAGCUGCUCCAGUGGAGCAAGGAGGAGCUGAUCCGCAGCCUCCGCCGCGCCGAGGCCGAAAAGAUGAGCGCGAUGCUGGACCACAGCAACCUGAUCCGCGAGGUGAACCGCCGCCUCCAGCUGCACCUCGGCGAGAUCCGCGGCCUGAAGGAUAUCAAUCAGAAGCUGCAAGAAGAUAACCAGGAGCUGAGAGACCUCUGCUGCUUUCUGGAUGACGACAGGCAGAAAGGCAAGAGGGUGUCCCGUGAGUGGCAGAGACUGGGCAGAUACAGUGCCAGUAUUAUGCACAAAGAGGUUGCCUUGUACCUGCAGAAGCUGAAAGAAUUGGAAGUGAGACAAGAGGAAGUGGUUAAGGAAAACCUGGAGCUGAAGGAACUGUGUGUGUUGUUGGAUGAGGAGAAGGGCGGUGGAGCGGGCAGCCGGAGCUCCAUUGACAGCCAAAUCAGCCUGUGCCAAUUAACUGCCACCAGCACGUACAUAAGAGAUGUCGGUGAUGGGAGCAGUACUUCUAGCACGGGAAGCACAGACAGUCCAGAUCAUCAUAAACAUCAUCCGAGUACGAGCCCAGAACAUCUUCAAAAAGCUCGGGGUGAAGGAAGCCCCGAGCAUCAGAAGCACAGGAGUUCGGGCAGUCCUGAUCAUCACCUGAAAGGACCGAGUCCAGAACAUCAGAAAACCAUUGUCAAAGCACCUGAACAACAAAAGCACAGCAGUAGCAGUCCAGAAACUCUCCCAAAGCAUGUUUUGAGUGGUAGCCCUGAACACUUUCAAAAGCAGAGGCCUGGCAGUAGCCCUGAGCAUCAAAAGCACAGCGGUGGCAGCCCAGAUCAUCUUCAGAAGCACAGUGGAAGUACAGAACAUCUCCACAAAGUGAGGGGCACGAGCCCUGAGCACCUCAAAAAACACUAUGGAGGGAGCCCAGAGCAUCUCAAGCAUCUCAGUGCAGGCAGCAGAGAAGGUACCCUCAGGAGACAAGUAACAGAUGACCUGUCCCCUCACCACAGAAGUAUAUACAAUGGAAUGAAUGGUCACUUCUGAUCUUAUUAUGGGACUCACCUACUGGCAGCAAGAGAGGAUGAAGUGCUUGUGAUCCUAAAUAAUGAAUGUUAACAUCUUCUGACUAAUUGAUGAAUGUAUAAAAUGAUAAAUAAUCAGAAUUUAGGUGUCUCAGUAGAGGACUGACCUGUCUCUGUUGGUCUUGACUCCAAACCAUGGUUGAGAGGAGAAAGUAUUCCUCUGCACAUUGGAUCUUGUUCUGCAAAGUACUGUGUUGUCUAUCUGAAAUUGCUGUUCCUGUCUGAAAAGCAUACAUAAAAACAGCCUGGCUAUUUCUGCUGGAUCAGGAGCUUCUGUACGUCGCUGACAGCGCCUGCUCACCCUGAGUUGUGGUCUUGUUAGUGCCUAGGUGACCACAGGGAAGCAAUGUGUUCAGUCAGGUACAGUUAUUUAAACCAGAACUUUCCCUGCAUGUGAACGCAUGGGGAAUGGAGUUGGUCAGCUACAGCUGAAUCAAUUCCAGUGGUAUCAGAAACGUGAUACAUAUCAGACUUAUAAAUCAGUUUUAGUUAUUGCACAGUGCUUUGCAGCACUGCAUUAACCAUUUUGGCCUCGUGCAUGUUUUAAGCUGUCAUGUAGCACACAGGAAGCUGCUGCAGGUCAGGAGCAUCUUUGGUCCUUAGGAACAGCUGAAGGAGCAGAGAAUGAGGUGAUAAUGUUUACUUUCAUAAUUUUUCUCACUUUCUAUUCUCAGGAGUUUGAUGUUGUCAGUUUUUUUUCUUGUGUGACUCAUCAACAAAACCUGAAAACACUUGAGAAGCUUUCUGUAAGUGUGUGUGUGUGUGUGUGUGUAUGUAUAAUAACUUACCCAGUAUUCUACAUGCAUUUCUGAGAAGUGCAUCCUCGUUUCUUGGAGUGACAGAAGAUAAGGUCUGAAAGCUGUGUUUUCUAUUAACAAACAUCAAGCCAAACUUACAUAUCUUGUUUUUCAAGGCUUCAACCAAAUGAAUGUGAUGAUAAAACUGUGAUGACUCUCAGAUGCUCUGGUUAAUGAGCACAGAGAUAUUUGGAACAGACACUGAGUUUAGAAGAGAAAAUGCCAGUGGUGUUAAAUACAUGAAAUUAGAUUGUACCAUAACCCUUAAUAGUCUUUAACUGACACAAAUACCUGGGGUGGAAGUGUCUCUAUAGAAAUUCAUGUCAUUUUAGCAUUUGCAGUCUAAGUGGUGUUGUAGCAAUUUAUUGUAAACUCUCUGUUUUAAGAAUUCCUUUGUUUUACCCCAGGCUUUGACUUCUGUGUGCAAAGAAAAUAUCAGAAGGCUUUCGUGUGUGCUUUUUGCUUCCUGCUGAGGUUAUUACAGAGGAGCAGUAAAACUGCUGACUAACACUGCGUGCUGCUGGAGGUGUGAGGGCUCUUGUGGAGCAAAUGCAGCAGCACCUCAAUUGAACAAGACUAUUUGUAAGUUAAGCUCAGCUUCAAUCUUGAGCCAUUCCUGCUGUAAAUGUGCUUCUUGGGAGGGGAACGCAGUAAGAAAAUAUCUUUAUUUUGCUUCUCUAAGUAAAAAGAGAAAAUUACAGUAUCUCUUCAGAGAGAGAAACCUUACAGUAACAUUACUGAAAUAAAUGGUAGCCUUUCCAUGGAAACUGCUCACAUUGUGCUGGCCAAACAGUGAAAUGAUGUCACUUUUGCUCGCGUUCUCUUCUUGCAUUUGAAAUGGAAGUGAUUUUCCUAUCCAGAAUGGCAGUGCACAGCAUGGCACUUGGGACUUCAGCUUUCCCAAUGGCACCCACGCUGGUACAGCUGCCAUUUGAAGUCUGAUACAGCAUUGCUUGCUCUUGAGAGCAACCUGAUAUGUAAGCUGAGGCUUUAGGAUUGGUGGAAUUUUUUUUUGCUUGUCAGUGUGAGUUAAUCUACUGCUUCUUUUUGGUGUUUAUUUUAAGUGUAGAGCUCUGAAUCUUUUGUGUCAAUGGGAGUCUGUCGUUUGAAUUCCGUAGGUUUCACAUCAGACUUGUAAAUCAGUGUUACUGUAUGCUGUAAGAGAAUAUGCACGAAUGUGAUUAGAGCAUGCUGUAUUCAUUACCAAACCCAUUUCUGUGGAGUUUUUUUCUUCUCAGGUUGAAAUUGUGACUUGUAAUACCAACAGCAGUAACUGACCAGACUAGGGCUGACUGUACAAGUUCAUGUCUGUCUCUGUCUGUUUGAUGCUAGAUGGGCACAUGAAGUCAUCACAUAGGGGUUUUACAUUCCUUCUUGGAUGUCAUAUCUUGCAAAACAGAUGACUUUGCACUAAGGGCUUGCUCCUAAUUCACUGGAGGCAGUGAUCCUGUCACUGUGAGUCCCAAGGUAUUUUCUUCUGCAUCAGCAGGAGAAUCAUCAGGAGCCUGGGGAGCAGUUAGUGCUGUCUGCCUGAAAUACUUGGGCAGACUUCAUUCCAUUUGAAAGUGCCAGAAUGGAGAAUCCUCACAUUGAAGCCCUGAGUUCUUGCAUGGGGACAGUGCCUUUUGCCUGGGGGCAGGACCUCAGGACCUCAUCUAACAUAGACCCAUGCAUGGCUUUCUGAGGUACUGUGCUCUGAUUUUGUUAGAGUAAAAUGUAUUUUUAAAAACAUUGCUCUGAUUACAUUGUGAAAUCCUUUAAUCUCUGGCAGCUCUAAUGUAGAGUUUGGCUAUUAUAAUAAUUCUUGGUGUUUGUUCAGGUACUUCAGCCUCAUAGGAUAUACUAUGUGUGUAAUUAAAGGCAAUCCUGUUUUUUAUUUUAUUUUAUUUUUUUUUUCUGCUAUCUAUAAAUUGAAUGUUUACUUUUGAGAUGUAUUAAGUUUCGUUAGCUAGUGAUGGAGAGUUGUUACAAGCUGUGUAGGUGUUGGGGCUGACUGGGUUCGUAAGCAGAGGGGAGAGCAUGGCAGCCAGUAUAGUGUGGGGUUUGGCUUCGUGCUGCCAGUGACAUUCUGUGCAUGGACAGGUGUUAUGGGGCAUCCAUAGUGAGGAUGUAUUUAUUACUUAGAAUGUAUUUAACUAAUGAUAUUGAUAUAAAUCUUGCCUGCAUAUACUUCUUGAAUAUCUGGCAAGUGGGCUCCGUUCAGAGAGUCAGGUAGGGCUGCAGUGCUCAGUUCUGAAUUUUCUUUCUCAAUGCAGGAAGAAGUGUAUCUUGACCUACGACAGCCAUACUGGCAAAGGGUUUCCAUCUGAACUACAUGGUGGUUGUGGGAGAACUGGUGUUACAGCAUCCUGCUUGAAGCUGUGGAAGAGUCCACUCUGUAACCUCAGUAUUGUUGUCUAUCCAAAGACAACUGUGAUAUCCCUUAGUAAAGAAAAAGGGGUAGAGCAUUGUGUUGAGAAAUCUGGAGAAAUGACUGAGCUUCCUAUUAAAACACAACUAAACUCUUCAGCCACGGUGGCAGAUCUAUCCAGGCUCUGUGAAAUGAUGUCAAGGCCUUGAGAAGCAUCACACGUUCCUUUGGGUAACACAGAGCAAAAGAUAACAUGUAAGGACAUGGUAAUUAGUGCUGGGGGAAGAGAUGGAUUCAUCUGGUUUAAGACAAACCUCAGCUUGUAAGUAGCUUGAACUGUGAAUGGGCUUCACUCAGAUGUUUUGUUACAUCGCUGUUAAUGGGAAGAACUUUUGUUUGUCAUCAUCUAAAACAGCCAGCCCUAAUUCCUGCUGGGGGAAAGAAGAGGAUAAAAUGCUGAUUGUCCCAAUGAGCUGAUUCACUAUAGCAAUUUCUCAUUUUCUUAAGGAUAUUUUUCCUUUGUACAAGACAUACGAUUUUUUUAUUCCCAUAUAUCCAACUUUGGCUUGUGAUAUUGCUCAAGAACUUAGGAAUCUGUCUUUCACCUUUUAUUGCGACCCUCAAGUAAUGUAAGAGGUUUUAGUAUUGUCCUUUGAUUGCUUUAGGAAUGCACAUUAAAAAUCUCCUGUAACGUGGGGAAUAAACAGUUGAGAAAUGGAAAGGUGUGUUUAAACAGACAAGGAGGAUGAAUUCAGCCUUCUCUCUUUCCCUUCUUUGUUUUGUUUCAGGUUCUCUUGAAAUAGGUUCUCUUAUUUUGGGGCUUAAAGUGUCAGAAAAGAAAAAUACCAAAGAAAAUAAGAAUAAGGAAAGGUGAAUGCAGAGAAGGUGUUGAAUAGUAGG
Molecule: messenger RNA, 5463 nt
Organism: Tympanuchus pallidicinctus (lesser prairie-chicken)
Lineage: Eukaryota; Metazoa; Chordata; Aves; Galliformes; Phasianidae
Gene: CCDC85A
Product: coiled-coil domain containing 85A
Exons: 3
Coding region: 272-1378 (368 amino acids)
Source: RefSeq, a predicted model, not a curated record